Ictalurus furcatus (blue catfish) is the source of this 799-nucleotide messenger RNA. RefSeq names its product chromosome 21 C1orf50 homolog (gene c21h1orf50). Bases 230 to 799 code for a protein of 189 amino acids. The transcript has 5 exons. Lineage: Eukaryota; Metazoa; Chordata; Actinopteri; Siluriformes; Ictaluridae. The record is from RefSeq and is a predicted model, not a curated record.
AUUUUUUUCGGUAUUUAUUAUACAGGCGUUUUAAUAAGCCUACUGACAACUGACAAAGAGCACCGGAAACGCAGGCUUGCAAAGUUGUUUUGCCGCAUCAGUAGAUUUAUCGGACUCGGUUAUGAAACGUGAAUAAAAAAGAGAAAAGUUGAACGACGUAUUUGAUAAUAUUUUAGCUGGAAUUAAAUCUUAAUAUCAGUCGAAUACAAGUGAAAAUUAGCACUGUCAAAUGGAUAAAGCUGUCAGUUUACCGAAUCAACCUGACAAAUUAACCACAGUUACACUGGUGGAAACUAACAGCAAUCCAAACGGACUGGAGCUGGUGAGCUCUUAUCACACCAACCGAGUCGGAGAUCCCACGGACCUCGUCGCUCUGGCUCAGCAGGUUCAGAAGGGAGACCAAUUUGUCCGAGCGAACACUUGCAACAGGUUGACCGUCAUUGCCGACCAAAUAAGAUACUUACAGGAGCAAGCGAGAAAGGUGUUAGAGGAUGCGAAGAGGGAUGCCGAUCUCCACCAUGCAGCCUGCAAUGUUGUGAAGAAGCCCGGAAACAUGUACUACCUGUACAUGCGCGAAUCUGGCCAGCGUUACUUCUCUAUCCUCUCCCCGAAGGAAUGGGGUCCUAGUAGUCCACACAAGUUCCUUGGCGCUUACAAACUGCAGUACGACAUGUCCUGGACACCGCUGGAAGACGUCAAGAAACGGGAAGCUGAAAUCAGUGUGAUGGACAAACUCCUGAACAGUCAAACCGCUCUUCCGGCCAGUGCAGAGCUGAACUUUGAUGGUCUUCCAAACUGA